Etheostoma cragini (Arkansas darter) is the source of this 3551-nucleotide messenger RNA. RefSeq names its product calymmin (gene cmn). Lineage: Eukaryota; Metazoa; Chordata; Actinopteri; Perciformes; Percidae. The coding region runs from base 106 to 3258 and encodes 1050 amino acids. The record is from RefSeq and is a predicted model, not a curated record. The transcript has 57 exons.
CCCUCACAAUCAGGGUACAUCGUCCACUCCAGAUCAUCUGCUUUACUCUCCUCAUUCUCCUGCUGGGUCUUCAACAUUUUGGGCUUUUUUCCCUUUAGGUCCACAAUGCUGGGACGACUACUUCUUCAGAGUGCAGUGAUCCUUUGGCUGGUGCAGACAGUGCACACACUAGGUUAUGGAACUGCAUCUGGAAUAUCCAACGGACAGGGCCCACAACAUUAUGGAAAGAAACUUCUGAAUGGUGGCCGACGAAUGCUGAUGCCGUCCAAAGGUGUGGGCCAGGCAUUGGGUGCACAGAAUGGAUACGGUGGAUACCCAACAAAAGGCGUAGGCUAUGGUGCAGCUGCUGGUGGGACCAAUGGAGGAGGGACAAAAGGCUAUGGACCAAAGGCUGGUGUAACCAAUGGACAAGGAGGAAAUCCAGCAGUUUUACCCAAUGGACACGGUGCAAAAUCUAAUGGAUAUGGUGUUCAAAUCGGCCCAACCAAUGGACAACAAAUGAAAGGCAAUGGCUAUGGUGCAGCUGCUGGUGGGACCAAUGGAGGAGGGACAAAAGGCUAUGGACCAAAGGCUGGUGUAACCAAUGGACAAGGAGGAAAUCCAGCAGUUUUACCCAAUGGACACGGUGCAAAAUCUAAUGGAUAUGGUGUUCAAGCCGGCCCAACCAAUGGACAACAAUUGAAAGGCAAUGGCUAUGGUGCAGCUGCUGGUGGGACCAAUGGAGGAGGGACAAAAGGCUAUGGAGCAAAGGCUGGUGUAACCAAUGGACAAGGAGGAAAUCCAGCAGUUUUACCCAAUGGACAUGGUGCACAUUCUAAUGGAUAUGGUGUUCAAACCGGCCCAACCAAUGGACAACAAAUGAAAGGCAAUGGCUAUGGUGCAGCUGCUGGUGGGACCAAUGGAGGAGGGACCAAAGGCUAUGGAGCAAAGGCUGUUGUAACCAAUGGACAAGGACAGGGGGAAGCUGGAGGUAAACCUAUGAAAGGAUAUGGACGACCACUUUAUGGGGCAGCUCUAGGCAUGGGGAUGGGAGCUUCCAGAGGUUUGGGAGUACCUCAGCUAGCCAGGAACCAAGCAUAUGGCAGUAAUGGUUAUGGAGGUCAACCCAUGGGAGGCUAUAAUGGCGCUUAUGGCAAUGCUGGUUUGGGUCUGAGACCUCAGUAUGGAAACGGAGGAAUGAAGGGGCCGAAGCCAGGCUAUGGAGCUGCAGCUGGUGUACCCAACGGACAAGCUGCAAGACCCAAUGGUUAUGCUGGAGCCAGAGCCCCUAUUGGGAAUGGAGCUGUGCCAAAUGGUUAUGGUAAUAUUCCAAAUAGAUAUGCUGCCAAACCUGACGGUUAUGGAGCCACCAGAGGAGAUGCAUUGAGACCCCAACCAGCUUAUGGAAAUGGAGGUGCCCCCAACGGAUAUGGAGCUAAACCCAAUGGUCAUGGAGUUAAGAAUGGUGCUGCAGUCGGUGGACACGGAGGUAAACCCAAUGGAUACGGAGUGCCAAACGGAGGCUCAAAACCACAAACUAACAAAGGAGUUGGAGCACUCGGCACUGGCUAUGGUGGUCCUGCUUACUACGGCAUGAUGCCAAAUGUGAAGGAGAAUGGAGGAGGAGCUUCCAUCUCCAAAGGACAGGGAGCUAAACCUGACUGUGGACCAUCAGGAGUACCAAAUGGACAAUGGAUGAAAAUACCAAGACCUGGUUAUAAUGCAGGUUCUGAAGCGUCCACUGGCACAAACACAAAAGGUUAUCAAGCAGGAUCUGGUGUUCCAAACGGAUAUGGUGCUAAACCCAAUGAACAUGGUGCCAGUGCAGGGGGGUAUUCAAAUGGAGGCAGAGCCAGUGGUAAAAAAACAGGUUAUGGAACAGGAGGCUACACUGUCCCUGGACUCAGCAAUGGAUAUGGAGCUGCAGGCCUUGGAUAUCCUUAUGCCGGUAAACCUAAGCAACCUGGUUACGGGCAAGGAGCGUACCUUGGAGCUGGAUAUGGAAAUGCAAAUUCAUAUGGAGGAAAUCCGGGUCUGGGUGAAGCAGGCCAGUCCCAGCCAGGGUAUGGAAAUGGAAAUGGCUACAGUACGGGUGUACAACCUGACUAUGCAAGUUUUGGCCAAGGUGUACCCACUGCUAAUGGAAAAGCAGGAAUGAGCCAUUACGAGCCUCAGUCUGCUGGCCUCGGUCCAAAUGGAAAAUUGGGCAGCAUGAAUGGUGGAAUGGGUGGUUUGCCUUUUGGCAGUCAGACCUUGGGAAUGGGUGCAGAGAAAUCAAACACGAAAUACGGCAUUGGUGGGUUGCAAUUUGGUGGACAGCCCUUCGGUACAGGAACUAAUGGUGCAGGACAGUAUGGUUAUGGUGGGAGCCAGUAUGGGCCUGCUGGUGAUGGCAAAUCACCUGGAAAAUAUGGAUAUGGUGGGUUCCCCAAUGGUGGGCAGCUUCUCGGUCUCGCCAGUAAUGGACAUACAGCCGGCCAAUAUGGUUAUGGAAGAAUGCCUUAUGAAGCUCAACCAGCUGGACUAAACCCUGAAGCCAUAUCUACUGGCAAAUAUGGUCUGGCUGGGUCACCAUAUCAGCCUGAACCUCUUGGACAGAGUGGAAUAUUAACAGGCACAUAUGGUGGCGGUGAAGUACCCUAUGCACCACAAGCUCUUGGUUUUGGGAGUGAAGCACAAUCUUAUGGGAAAUAUGAUAACCACGGACCGUACCAGUCGCAGCCCGUUGAAUCGGCAUCUGAAGGCAGAUCUGUUGGAGAAUAUGAUGCAGCUGGUUUACCAUAUGAGCCCCUGCCUCUUGAGCCAGAUUCAGCUGGAACAUCUAAUGUGAAGGGAGUGGUACCGACACCAGCAAUUGCAGUUGAAGGAGAAGGGAUGAUUGAUAGAUACGACAAUGUGGGCUAUAUAAACGGACAAGUGCAGCCACAAGUUGUUGCAUUUCCUGUAGCUCCUACUCCCAGCCCUAGCCUGGCCUACCCCACCGUCCCAUCCUAUCUGCCUGUGGAGGCCUUCACACCUGAUGUGGUGCCUGGAACGGGUGCUGAGGACCUGCCCGACCCAGCAGGCACUGCUGGCCUCGCCCUUGACUCCGCACCUGCUACAGAAAUGCAGGGCGUGGCUGAGUUGCCAGAGCAACCUGAUGAGUUGCUUCAUCACGAGCAGCUGCCACGUCAGAUUCACAUUCAGCAGCAUCUCAAACUGCAUUUUCACCCACAAGGAGCAAAGAACAACAAAUAUGAUUUGAAUGGCUUCUUUGGGAAUAGUGGCUACCAAGGUUAACCCUGCAGACGACGACAAUAUCUUUUUUGGCGUAUGUUAUUUUUGGAAUGUUUCUUAAUUGUAUAUUUUUAUUUUCUGUUUGUCGACUAGUCCUGGUAUUUUCUUGUUUGUUUGUAGAGAUAAAACAGCAUUUAAACAUUUUAAGUUGUUAGGUUUUCUGUUCAUGUAUAUUUUUGUGCACCCUGCAUUACCUUCUAAUUUAUUUUGCAUGGGAGAAGGUUUUUUACUACUUGUGGCAGAUAUCUGUUUAUUAUUGUACAGAAUUUGAUUGAAUAAAACCAUUCCUGAAUACU